CACACACAACACACACACACACAACAAAGGCGCGCCGGGCAGCCAGCUUGCUCGACUUACCGUGUUCACCUGACUGUCCCCUCCUUCCCCGCUUGCUUGCCAUUGCCGUUUGCGCUCCUUUGGUUUGGCUGGCUGCACUGGCUGGUGUGUGUCUGCUCGACAUUCAACCGUGGGUUCGAGCGAGCAAGAGGCCCACGACUCCAUCCCUUCGCCCGCUUGCAACAACGCAGCAGGAUCAAGUAGUGCCACCUCCACGUUGUUGAACCCGUCCCCAUUGCCGUCGCCAUCGCCAUGUCACACAACCACCACCAUCAUCCGCAGCAGCAGCAGCACGAGCAGCAGCAGCAGCAGCAGUGUUCACUCCCUCUAUUGCCUCCCGAGAUGAGUCAAGCUGCGUGCUCUUCGUCACCUGCGGGCAUUCCGUGUACACCGCCACGCAAUGCGCGGAGCACGACGGAAAGCGGCGCUGCCGUCAACGCCAGCCCCUUUGCCAACCUCAAGCUCCUAUCGCAGCUGGCCAGCCCCCCAAGGGAGGAUCGCCAGACGCAGUCGCUACAGCGACAAAAGAGCGCGCAGGCACUGCGCACGCUGACGGCGGUGGCAGCGCAAGAGCUGCAGGCGUCGCCUGCGCGCGCAAAACCAAACCUUCAGUCGUCUUCAUCGCCUCAGACAGAUGAUUCGCCAACAACUGGCGAUUGUCAGCAGGGCAGCGGGCGCAAGGGGAAUACCCUCAUGAGCAUCACCACGCAGUUCUGCGACAUUUGCAAAGGCGACAUUGGCGCUGAGAUUGCCCUGGACACCGUGGCACGACAACUCGGUGUUGGUCGGCGUCGCAUCUAUGACGUGGUGAAUGUGUUUGAAGGGCUGGAACUUGUCACGCGCAAGGGCAAGAACACAUACAUUUGGAAAGGAUUUGACAACAUCAACGGGACGCUCGCAAAGCUCAAGGCGCUGUCCAUCACCCACCUCGACAGCCCCACUCGCCCAUCUCACACGCUUGACGCUCCACAGCAGUCUCCGCUUCAAGAGAGCGAGGCGACGAAGAAAGAGCGUUCGCUGGGUGUUCUUGCACAGCGGUUCAUCAUGCUCUUCAUGCGAGCACCGGACGGUAUGGUGAGCAUGGACGAGGCAGCAGACAAACUCAUCUUUGGGCCAGGCUGCCCCGAGGAGAAGCGAAGCAAGACGAAAAUCCGCCGCCUGUAUGACAUCAGCAACAUCUUGAUGAGCCUGAACCUGAUUGCGAAAGUCAGUGAACCUCCGUCACGCCACGACAACAAACGCGCCGUGUUUCGCUGGUCAAGCAUCGACCUCUCGUCCCUGCAGGCAGCCUCAGUGUCCAAAGUGAAGAUUCGCACCCGAACAGAGACGAACAGACGAAACCAGAAACAGAGCCUGUUCCAUCCAGACUCGCCUGAGGGGAAAGGGAGCCCUACGCGUGGCCCGAAGAAACCCAAGCGGACGUCGACCACCGGUAGUCGCGCCCGCUCGCGUGCACUCGGCAGGCAGCCCUCGUUUGCCGCUGACACGCCACAGACGCGCCUGCCCUUCCGCUUCCCACAGUCGGCGCUCGUCACACCGCACAACGCUUCGCCGUUGUCGACGAACACCGCCUCCACCUCAAUGGCGUCGGUGGCACCGGCAGGGACGGGCCAGGCGCAAGCAACAGCCGCGGUGGCAGUGUCCUCAGCACAGCACCGACAUCAACAACAGUAUCAACAGCAGCAGCAGUCGUCGUUGCCCCAAUUCUCGUUCAACGACGCUGCAACUCAACAGCAGCAGCAGCAGCAGCAGACUUACGCCACCCACGCACCACAAGUGCACACACACCAGUCUCAUGCUACCGACGCUCACGCACAGCGCACGCAAGACGCACCAGCUCAGUACCAGCAGCAGCAGCGGUGCAGGGACGUGCCUGGUGUUUCCAUCUGCAGUUCAGUACCAGAGGAGUGUGCUGGCGUGAUUCCGCUGUCGGCCGCCUUUGACACGCAGCCCACCGACACCUCGAUGGCAUCGGUGUUCACCCCGCCGCAUGCUGUCGUGCGCACACCGUGCACGGCCUCUUCUGCCUCGUCCGCCACGACAGCGUCUGUCCGCAGCGUCAUGAGCAACGCAGCCCCAUCCACCAUGUCCCGCUCGUCCGCGUCAUCGCGACAGUACCGCUCCCGCGUUUAUGUGUCUAACGCAGAUCAGUCGCCGCAGUUCAGCUCGCCAGGGUUUGCAGGCGACACCGUCUCCAACACAGGCACGCCCGCAUACACGCACGCAUCCUCCGCGCACACCAACAACCACAAACAGCAGCACCAGCAAGAGCACCAUCACCAUCACCACAACGACCAGCAGCAUCAGCACCAGGGCGGAUCGUCGGAGCAGCGCAUGUAUUACAAAGGCCCGUCGCGGCGAGAGGGGCUUGCGCCAUAUCCCAUCACGGAACACAUCCAGAUGGCACUUGGGUACUCGCCCAAGAGCCAGGAGAGGCUUUACAGACACACGCCACCACCAUCAGCCAAGACACUUGCAGCAGCGCCAGCAUCAUCAUCAGUCACCGCCAUUGACACGUUGAAUGUGCAGUACCACGAGCAGCAGAAACGCGUCGUCACUGGGCGCGACGUGCCGCCGUCAUCGUCUUCAUCAUCGCUGACACACGCGCUAGCGAGCACGACAAAGCAGUGCCAGUACACGCAGGAGCGCAUUCAUGUCCAGCAGACGAGUGAGUACAGCUACCAGCAGCAAUACCAGCACCAGCAGCAACAACAACAACAGCAGCAAUACCAGCAGCAGCAGCAGCAACAACAGCCGUUGCACGGACUGGUGUUUUCGCCGCUUUCGCUUCCAAAGGAGGCUGGGCGCUCUGCCGUUGGACACACGCACGCUGGCGCGCACAUGCCGAGGUGAUGGUAGUGCCGAGUGGUGCAGCGGUGGAAGAAAUCCAACAACACGGCCAGGUCAGUGACGUGUUUGGGCAGCAGUGGUGGUUGCACCCACGAUGCUGCUCGUAGCUGCGUGCUGAUGAUUGAAUUGUGCUUGAACGCUUGGCCGGGUGCAACACCUUCCUUGUACGCCAGGAGCCAGGCUGUCUUGCCUUCUGAUGAUGAUGAUGAUGAUGAUGAUGAUGAUGACGCUAUUUGCUUACGUUGUCGUUUUGUCUUGUGUUCUUUGACGCUGUGUCGUUUGCGUCGUGGCAUUUCUCUUUGUCCUAUCGCUUGUUUGCUUCGUUUUCUCUAUUCGCUUCUGCACCUUUCCUGUUUCCCCCCCCCCCUUCCUUCCGCUUGCAUGUUUUUGCCUCCUCCUCCUCCUCCUCUCCCUCUUCAGCUGCUGCGAAGCACACACGUGUGCCCAUUGCGCUUGUCUUUGUUUUAACUGUGCGACGAGGGUGUGACAUGACGUGAAUAUCUGUGAAUGUGGGUGAGGGUGUUGCGAAUGUGUAGGUUGGGGCUGCUUCAAUAGACAGACCAUCGUUUAUGAGAAC
Salpingoeca rosetta is the source of this 3466-nucleotide messenger RNA. RefSeq lists its product as uncharacterized. Gene Ontology annotation, molecular function: RNA polymerase II cis-regulatory region sequence-specific DNA binding; DNA-binding transcription factor activity, RNA polymerase II-specific. NCBI's taxonomy places the organism in Eukaryota, Choanoflagellata, Craspedida, Salpingoecidae. Gene Ontology annotation, cellular component: RNA polymerase II transcription regulator complex. Gene Ontology annotation, biological process: regulation of transcription by RNA polymerase II. The transcript is spliced from 13 exons. The record is from RefSeq and is a predicted model, not a curated record. The coding region runs from base 292 to 2892 and encodes 866 amino acids.